This is a messenger RNA of Nerophis lumbriciformis (worm pipefish), 1332 nucleotides long. The record is from RefSeq and is a predicted model, not a curated record. Lineage: Eukaryota; Metazoa; Chordata; Actinopteri; Syngnathiformes; Syngnathidae.
AUGGCUGGUCUCAAGUAUUUGUGUGGAUUUGGGAAUGAAUUCUCCUCAGAAGACCCUCGCUGUCCUGGUUCUUUACCUGAAGGACAGAACAAUCCUCAGGUGUGCCCGUAUGGCCUUUAUGCAGAACAACUCUCCGGCUCGGCCUUCACCUGCCCGCGACCGGCCAAUAAGAGGAGUUGGCUUUAUCGCGUUCUACCGUCCGUCAAGCAUAAACCGUUUAUCCCUGCACCCUGUGGGAAUUUGACAGACAAGUGGGAUGAGGUGGAGCCAAAUCCUAACCAGAUGCGAUGGCGGCCAUUUUCAGUCCCUAAGUCUACAGAGAAGAUCGUCGACUUUGUGGCUGGUCUUCACACCAUCUGCGGUGCUGGCGAUGCUAAAUCCCGCAAUGGUAUUAGCAUCCACGUGUACGCCUGCAACACGUCCAUGAUAAACAAAUGCUUCAACAACUCUGAUGGAGACUUUCUGAUCGUGCCGCAGCAAGGUGAGCUCUUGAUCACCACAGAGUUUGGCAAGAUGAUGGUCGAGCCCAACGAGAUAUGUGUCAUUCAGCAAGGAAUGCGCUUCAGUGUGGACGUGUUUGGAGAAACCAGAGGUUAUAUUCUGGAGGUGUAUGGAGCACAUUUUGAACUUCCUGAUCUGGGGCCUAUAGGUGCUAACGGUCUGGCCAACCCAAGAGACUUCUUGUGUCCGGUGGCAUGGUACGAGGAUCGCCAAGUGUCCACGGGUUACGCCGUCGUCAAUAAGUACCAAGGGAAGCUCUUCGCCUGCCAACAGGAUUUCUCCCCCUUCAACGUGGUCGCCUGGCACGGCAACUACACACCGUACAAGUACAACCUCGCCAACUUUAUGGUCAUCAACUGUGUGGCUUUUGACCAUGCAGAUCCGUCCAUCUUUACUGUGUUGACAGCCAAAUCCACCAAACCAGGCGUGGCUAUUGCUGACUUUGUCAUCUUCCCCCCACGCUGGGGUGUGGCUGACCAUACCUUUCGUCCACCGUAUUAUCACCGUAACUGCAUGAGUGAAUUCAUGGGGCUGAUAAAGGGACACUACGAAGCGAAAGAGGAGGGUUUCCAACCGGGUGGGGCCAGUCUUCACAGCAUCAUGACCCCACACGGCCCUGACGCCGAGUGUUUUGAAAAGAACAGCGUCGCUGUGCUAAAACCAGAGAGGGUGGCUGAAGGAACCAUGGCAUUCAUGUUCGAGUCAUCCUUGAGUAUGGCUGUGACCAAGUGGGGUCUGGAGACAUGCCAGAAGCUGGACCACAGUUACUAUCAGUGCUGGGAGCACCUGCGCAGCCAUUUUAAUCCCAAUUGGAAGCCCAGUAAACACUAG